Molecule: messenger RNA, 902 nt
Organism: Sciurus carolinensis (gray squirrel)
Lineage: Eukaryota; Metazoa; Chordata; Mammalia; Rodentia; Sciuridae
Gene: Ndufaf3
Product: NADH:ubiquinone oxidoreductase complex assembly factor 3
Exons: 5
Coding region: 208-762 (184 amino acids)
Biological process (GO): mitochondrial respiratory chain complex I assembly
Cellular component (GO): mitochondrial inner membrane
Source: RefSeq, a predicted model, not a curated record
GUGGAGAUCAGGGAGGGGCGGGCGGCAGGUGCUGUCACCCUAGAGGCGCCAGCGGACGCGCGUUCCUCAGACAGCUAACACUGCCCGCUGGCCCGACUCAGCUGCACAGUCCCCUCCGGGACGCAAGGGGCGCUGCAGCUACGCUGGGCCAGAUUCCGCUACCUUCUUACUAUACCUGCGGGGGACUCGGCUACGCUCAGAGAAGCCAUGGCCAUGGCUUUACCGCUUCGCUUCCUCUGCAGAACGCGACCGGUGCCGCGCUUCCUACAAACUGUGCGGCAGUGGGGUCCACGGCGUGGGUACCGAUUGUCGCCAGCGGAUGAUGAAUUGUAUCAGCGGACUCACAUUUCUCUGCUGCAGCGCGAGUUCCCACACGCCAUGUACAUCGACAGCUACAACAGCCGAGGCUUCACUAUCAACGGAAAUCGAGUGCUUGGUCCUUGCGCGCUGCUCCCGCACUCGGUGGUACAAUGGAACGUGGGAUCCUACCAGGACAUCACGGAAGAAAGCUUCUCCCUCUUCUGGAUGCUGGAGCCCAGAAUAGAGAUUGUUGUGGUGGGCACUGGAAACAGGACUGAACGGCUACACUCUAAGGUUCUGCAAGCCAUAAGGCGGAGGGGCAUUGCUGUCGAAGUGCAAGACACGCCGGGUGCCUGUGCCACAUUCAACUUCCUGUGUCAUGAAGGCCGAGUGGCAGGAGCUGUUCUCAUCCCCCCACCUGGAGAGACUUCACUCACAUAUAUGGGCCAAGACAAAGAAUGAACCACCAGGAAGUGAUCAGCUGACCAGGAGGGCAUUCACAUUUUAUAAAGUGCUGAUGUUCCCAUUGUGUUCACUAUCCUCUCCUUUGGCACUUUAACACUUUAAUGCUUGACAGGAAAAUAAUUUAUGUGCUUCUCCCA